Molecule: messenger RNA, 648 nt
Organism: Morchella sextelata
Lineage: Eukaryota; Fungi; Ascomycota; Pezizomycetes; Pezizales; Morchellaceae
Exons: 1
Coding region: 1-648 (215 amino acids)
Source: RefSeq, a predicted model, not a curated record
AUGCAGCUCCCCCUCCUCCCCCUCCUCCUGGUGGCGCUGACAGCCACAUCCUCCAUCACCCCCAAGCCCCCCCUGCUCCAGGGCACCGCGCGCGGCUCUUCUUCCCCCACGAAGCGCCGCCGCCCGCCUCCCGUCCCCCCGAGGCCCCGCAAGCUCAGGGCCCCCAAGCGCGGCGCCUCCGCCCCGCCCCGCACACCCGCACGGCCACGGGCCUCCAAGGGCCGCGCCUCCAAGGGCCCCGUCCCCGCAAAGGCCACCGCGUCAACGGGAAAUCCCGCCCGUAGCGGCACUAGAAAAGGCGGUGACGGCGGCGGCCGCGCGGGGAAUCCUGCGCAUGCCUGCCCGGUGCGUACCCGCGAGGCACAGGAGGCUCUGGAUCAAUGGGCCGUUCUGUUGAGCGUGAUGGGCGCGGACGGGGGCCGCGGACGUGUCAGGCAGGGGGGUGGCGGAUAUGAUGGGGGGCGGGGGUGGGGUGGGUGGUGUGGUGUGGAGUCCGUGGUGUACGUACAUGUCGCGACGUAUAUAUGCGUAUGGGCAUCGGUCUGGGAUAGAGGAACUUGGAGCGUGAUUGUGCCUACAUCCGUAUAUACGUGUGGAACGACCGUGAUGAAGCCCUCGGGGGACGAACGGUUCGCAAUGAUGGUGUGA